AUGAGUGACGACGUUCGCAGAAAAUUGCUACUAAAAUAUUUGGGUAAUAUUGAUGAUCUAAAUGACGAUAAUCAAGAUGAGAACGACACACCUAACAAUAUUAGUCCGUUGAAAUCAUUUACUAAGUUAAAUGCAACCGAUGAGAAUUUUGCAUUAGAAGAUAAAUCUUUGCCUAACUUCUUUCCAGAAGAUCUGCCUUCUUGGAAAGAAUAUUUUGAUUUUAAUAACAUCUUCGUAAAUAAAAAAAGAAAUAUAAAGAUCAAUUUUUACUAUAAACUACCUUUAAAAAUGGAUAGUCUUUCAAUACCAAUUUUUAUCUUGCAUCAUGGGGCAGGAUCUUCAGCAUUAACUUUUGCAACUUUGGCUAGAGAUAUUUUUAUAAAGUUAGAGGGUAGGUGUGCAAUUAUGGCAUUCGAUGCUAGGGGACAUGGUAAAACUGAACCUCUGGCUCCAAAAACACAACUAGAAUACAAUUUGAAUGAUUUCACUGACGAUUUCACAUCACUGAUAGAGGCCUUCAACAGAAAUUAUUUACAAGACAUCACAGAAGAAAAAAAGUCAUUUAUACUAGUAGGUCACUCCUUAGGAGGUUCUAUAUGCACAUUUGCAUAUUCAAAACUAAUUCCAAAUAUACAGAAACAGAUCGUCGGUAUUACUAUGCUAGAUAUAGUUGAAGAAGCAGCCAUUUUUGCCCUUGAUAAUGUUCAAGAUUUCUUGCAUAGGACACCUAGCAUGUUUAAUAGUUUUGAUGAAGCUAUUAGAUGGAGUGUUAAAAAUAAUAUGCCACAAUCGAAGGAAAGUGCAGAAAUAUCAGUUCCAGCAUUAUUUAGGAUGACGAAAAAUGGGAAAGUAGCUAGAUUAUCUAAUUUACAAGAUUUUAAAAAGUUCUGGAAUACUUGGUUUGUAAAUUUAUCUCAUGAAUUUGUCUCUCUUCCUACUUGUAAAUUGUUAAUUUUGGCAGGAAAUGAUAACCUAGAUAAACAACUGAUUGUUGGACAGAUGCAAGGUAAAUACCAACUAGUUGUAUUCCAAGAUUCGGGCCAUUUUAUUCAAGAAGAUGCAUCAGUGAAAACUGCAAUAACCUUAAUUGAAUUUUGGAAAAGGAAUGACAAUAAAACAGUAGUAAUCAAAUCGAAUUGGGGAGUUAAAUCUUAG
Tetrapisispora phaffii CBS 4417 is the source of this 1155-nucleotide messenger RNA. RefSeq names its product phosphoprotein phosphatase methylesterase 1 (gene PPE1). Gene Ontology annotation, biological process: protein demethylation. The coding region runs from base 1 to 1155 and encodes 384 amino acids. NCBI's taxonomy places the organism in Eukaryota, Fungi, Ascomycota, Saccharomycetes, Saccharomycetales, Saccharomycetaceae. The transcript has a single exon. Gene Ontology annotation, molecular function: protein methylesterase activity. The record is from RefSeq and is a predicted model, not a curated record.